AUGACAGAUUCUCUGAGCGGUCUGCGAUCUUUGGGAAACGGUCAAAACAACAUGGCCCCCAAAGACAUUAUGACGAAUUCCCACGCUAAGUCCAUCCUGAACGCCAUGAACGCCCUCCGGAAGAGUAACACGCUCUGCGACAUCACUCUGCGGGUCGAGAGCGCAGACUUCCCCGCUCACCGCAUUGUGCUGGCCGCCUGCAGUGACUACUUCUGUGCCAUGUUCACGAGUGAGCUGGCCGAGAAGGGGAAGUCUUUUGUGGACAUCCAGGGCCUUACCGCGUCCACCAUGGAAAUCUUGCUGGACUUUGUUUACACAGAGACGGUGCUGGUGACUGUGGAGAAUGUUCAAGAGCUGCUGCCAGCCGCAUGUCUGCUGCAGCUCAAAGGUGUGAAAAGAGCGUGCUGUGACUUCCUGGAGAGUCAGCUGGACCCAUCGAACUGCCUGGGCAUCAGAGACUUCGCAGAAACCCACAACUGCCUGGAGCUGAUGCAGGCGGCCGAGCUCUUCUCCCAAAAACAUUUCUCUGAAGUGGUGCAGCACGAGGAGUUCAUGUUGCUCAGUCAGAACGAGGUCGAGAAGCUCAUCAAAUGUGACGAGAUUCAGGUGGACUCGGAGGAGCCGGUGUUCGAAGCCGUCUUAAACUGGGUGAAACACAACAGAAAAGAGCGAGAGCCGUAUUUGUCGGAAAUGCUGGAGUUCGUACGGAUGCCUCUGCUCACGCCGCGAUACAUCACAGACGUCAUAGAUGCAGAGCCCCUCAUCCGUGGCAGCCUGCCGUGUCGAGACCUCGUCGAUGAAGCCAAAAAAUUCCACCUCAGACCCGAGCUGAGGAGCGAGAUGCAAGGCCCACGAACACAAGCCCGGCUAGGCGCCAAGGAAGUUUUGCUCGUCAUUGGAGGAUUCGGCAGUCAGCAGUCGCCGAUAGAUGUUGUUGAAAAAUAUGAUCCUAAAACUCAAGAGUGGAGCUUUCUUCCAAACAUAGCACGGAAAAGGCGUUACGUAGCCACAGUGUCUCUCCACGACAGAGUGUAUGUGAUCGGGGGGUAUGACGGGCGCUCGCGGCUCAGCUCUGUGGAGUGUUUGGAUUACACGGCUGAUGAGGACGGCGUCUGGUACACUGUCGCCACUAUGAACGUGCGGCGAGGCCUGGCCGGAGCUACCACACUCGGAGAUAUGAUCUAUGUGGCGGGGGGCUUUGAUGGCAGUCGCCGGCACACCAGUAUGGAGCGUUAUGAUCCAAACAUAGACCAGUGGAGCAUGCUGGGAGACAUGCAGACUGCCAGAGAGGGGGCGGGGCUUGUCGUGGCCAGUGGACUCAUAUACUGCCUUGGGGGUUACGAUGGUCUGAAUAUUUUGAACUCCGUAGAGCGAUACGACCCUCACACAGGACACUGGACAAGUGUGACACCAAUGGCCACCAAGCGAUCAGGGGCAGGAGUGGCUUUACUUAAUGACCACAUCUAUGUGGUUGGAGGCUUUGACGGCGUGUCCCACCUGGACUCUGUGGAGGUCUAUAACAUCAGGACAGAUUAUUGGACGACGGUGGCCAGUAUGACCACUCCUCGCUGCUACGUUGGAGCCACAGUCCUACGUGGACGUCUCUACGCGAUUGCCGGAUAUGAUGGAAACUCGCUCCUCAGCAGUAUUGAAUGUUAUGACCCAGUGAUCGACUCUUGGGAGGUGGUGACCUCCAUGGCCACACAGCGAUGUGAUGCAGGCGUCUGUGUGCUACGAGAGAAGUGA
Messenger RNA from Knipowitschia caucasica, 1746 nucleotides. NCBI's taxonomy places the organism in Eukaryota, Metazoa, Chordata, Actinopteri, Gobiiformes, Gobiidae. The record is from the annotation of a GenBank genome assembly.